CAGGUGCGUCAAAGAUGAACUGGAUUGUAGCUGCGGUUGCUAUGUGUGUCUUUGUGCCCAGCGCCCACUGUCAGUCCAGUCCACUCGCCUGGUGUUAUCAUGAGCCAAACUGCAAUGACACGACUUGGCCAACCAUUGCUGCUGCACAUUGCAAUGGCAGCCGGCAGUCGCCAAUUAACAUUGUCUCAGCAUCUGCCCAAAUUGACUCCAAUCUGACUGCAUUCACCUUUCAUAACUACAGCAGCAAAUCCACCAUGACAACGAUCAAAAACACUGGCAACACAGUCAAAGUCUACCUCGGAUACGGUGUGAGGAUUUCAGGAGGAGGUCUGUCCGAGGACUAUGAAAGCCUGCAGUUCCACUUGCACUGGGGUAAUGGCACCUCUGUCCCCGGCUCCGAGCACACCGUGGAUGGCAAGCGCUAUCCCAUGGAGUUACACAUUGUAAGCAGCAAGGCAUCCUAUAAUCGGAACACAACUCAGGCUCUUGAAGACUCUACAGGAUUUGCUGCUCUCGGUUUCUUGAUUGAGGAAAUGUCGGGUAAUGCAACUGGCCAACCUGCAAGCUGGCAAACCUUGAGCUCCUACCUGACAAACAUCUCAAACAGCGGCAAAAAUGUUACAGUGGCACCUGGAAUUUCACUGGAUGAUCUCCUGACCGGGGUGGAUCGCACCAAGUAUUACCGCUACCUUGGCUCCUUGACCACCCCCCGUUGCAACGAGGCUGUGGUUUGGACUGUGUUUAAGGACACAAUAAAAGUCAGCAAAGACGUGAUUGACCUCUUCGGCAAAACGGUACGCCUCUCAAACAGCACAUCACCUUUUAUGCUCAAUGUCUACAGAGACAUCCAGUCAGUGCAACGUGUCACAACACAGGCUGCCAGCUCGACCUCCAAAGCCCGCUACUCUCUGGCUCUGGUGGCUCUGAGCCUGGUUCUUGGGAGGAGUUAGGGCCAUGCAAGCUGGUGGUGUCUCAGCAACUUAUAGUGUU
This is a messenger RNA of Perca flavescens (yellow perch), 990 nucleotides long. RefSeq names its product carbonic anhydrase 4. Gene Ontology annotation, molecular function: carbonate dehydratase activity; zinc ion binding. Gene Ontology annotation, cellular component: plasma membrane. Lineage: Eukaryota; Metazoa; Chordata; Actinopteri; Perciformes; Percidae. The transcript is spliced from 9 exons. The record is from RefSeq and is a predicted model, not a curated record. Bases 15 to 950 code for a protein of 311 amino acids.